GGUCAUCAGCGAUGUCUAUUUUGUUGCUUUUUCAUAUUCUUAAUAUGUUGGGAUUUUGUUCUUCUCUUCUGUUUCGAUUUUCAGAUUAUCGUAUAUUCUCAUUUGUCCGCCUUUUCUUUAAAAGACCUCUUUUUAUAGCUAAGUGAAUAGAUACUGCGCCUCUUCUACUGGUUCAAUUCUACCAAUCCAUUCUUAGACUGAAAAAAAUCUAUCAACAAGGAGUGAACUAAAUAUGGAUCAGAUGAACCGGUUAGAUGAACUGCCUACUGUUGAUGACGUAUUGAAGCGCAACUAUGAAGAGUACCAAAACUAUUCCAUUGACUUUUUACAGUACAAAGAGUUCUGUCAGUAUGGAUUGGCAGAAAGUAUAACAAAAGUCUAUGAUUGGUGUGUCCAUCUUCAGUGUUUAAGUCCCUUUGAUCCAUGUGUUCCACUGAGUGACGUAGAAUUUAAAAAUAGGCAGAUUGAACUCGUUCAGGUUGUCCCAACCAGUUACAACAACAACAGCAACAACAUCAGCGGCAGCGACAACAACACCAACACUUAUAAUAAUCCUAUCAGUUCACUAAUAAAUGAAAGCAUGGUAAACACGUCGUCCCUUUCAACCUAUGACUACAUGCAACAGAUUGCUAAUAAUAUAACUGGCUGUUAUGAUGAUUUCAUCUGUGAUAAACCAUACAACAGUUAUCCUAAUUAUUGUAUUCUAGGCGUAGUAUGCUUCACACUAUGCUUAUGCGGAAUUAUAAGCAAUUUAAUUCUACUACCAGCGUAUAAUUUCGGAUUGAAUCGGUCUGGUGCAACUGUUUAUCUAAGUGCAAUGGUGCUAUUCGAUUGUCUGUAUAUGAUAUUCACACUGUUAAUCUAUGUGAUUCAUUAUAUGCCAUCAUCGUUUAUUGAACAAAUGGAAAUGUAUGGACAAUUUUCGGGAUAUUUAAUACCAUGGGGUUUGCCUAUCUUACAGAUAUGUGAAUUAUUAGUGGUUUGGCUAACCAUUGCACUACUUGUCAAUCGUCUACUCUAUUUAAAUUUUGGUCCACACUCGAAAGCUUUAUGCUCACAAAUUGAAUCAGUGAAAAUUAUAACAGCAAUCUUUCUUCUAUGCAUCACAUAUAUGGGAUGUAAAUUCUUCGAAUAUAGAUAUGUUGAAUACUCAGAGAAGAAGGUUGUACGUGUUCUCCUGACAGAUCUUGGUAAAAUGGAAAUGUUUCGUGAUAUAAUGGACAAUUGGUUGAAAGUACCCCUUGAAAUGUUUCUACCUUAUUUAGCCUGUGGAUUAUUAAUAACAAUAAUUGUUUUAAAAAUGGUGAAUUUAAAUACAUCAAAAUGGAAAGCUGUGGCCAGUUUAUGCACUGAUACAGCCUGUGCAUGUGUUUGUCGUGCUGGUGUCUGUGGUAAAGAAUGUCGUGAAGGUGUUAAAUCAUCCGACAAUCCAUCAAAAUCAUGGUCAUCAUCUGCUGCUGAUGACGCUGACGCUUUCAACAUUCCUGAUGAAAAGUUACAUAAAUCUGUGAAUACAACAAUCGCAAAACACUCGCCUCAUCACCAUCAUCAUCUGACUAAAGGUGGUAAUAAUAUCGCCUAUUUAGAUCCUAUUGAACAAGAACUGGCCUAUCUGUUUUUUCAGCUGCCACAAAUUGAUGAAACACGUGAAAAUGCUAAUGUCAUUACAGCAGUCUGUAUUGGUUUAAUUCUACUUAUCUGUAAAAUACCUAAAUUCUUGCUACAUGUUUUAUCAACUGAAAAUUAUAUCACCUAUGACCCUGAAGUAUUUAGAAUGAUUAAUCAAUUAUUGGAUACAAUGUUUGCUGCUUGUAAACCCGUAGUUUGUAUCCUAGUCGGUGCACAUUAUCGUCAAGCAUUGACUACACCACCGAAAUGUUGUCCAAUGCCAUACAACAAUGAAAAUAGACAAAUAACAGUACCAACAACAGCAGCAGCAACGCUAAUGCCAGUUACAUCUCCUACCAGUGGCGAUGGAUUAAUGACUACAGAGAAUUGUAAUAAGAAUAAUGAUAAUAAUGAUGAUGAAGUUAAUGAAAUGUUAUUAGGCAAACAACACAAGGUUGAACAACCAAUCAUUACGAAACAACCAGAAACAUUAAUAAAAUCAUUGAAUACUGAUGAAAACAAUGAUGACAGCGUCUCAAAAAAGAAGGAGGAGGGUAAUUUACUAUGACAUAUAUGACUUCCACAUCUAUUUAUUACUCCAUUUAAUAGAUAAAUGGAUGAAUAAAUUUAUUCACAUAUUUAUCAUACUACUUAUAAGCCAUUUCAUCGACAGAUUUAUUAAUUGUUCUAGUCGCAUAAUUCACACAAACACAUAUAUUAUUCAUAUUUGAAUGUUGUUGAUUUUUCUUGUUACUUUUGACUUGACUUCAUUUUGUUCUUCCUCCGCUGUGCGCUUUUUUGUGUCAAAUUCUUUAA
Molecule: messenger RNA, 2424 nt
Organism: Trichobilharzia szidati
Lineage: Eukaryota; Metazoa; Platyhelminthes; Trematoda; Strigeidida; Schistosomatidae
Source: the annotation of a GenBank genome assembly